Molecule: messenger RNA, 1888 nt
Organism: Brassica rapa (field mustard)
Lineage: Eukaryota; Viridiplantae; Streptophyta; Magnoliopsida; Brassicales; Brassicaceae
Product: WRKY transcription factor 8
Biological process (GO): regulation of DNA-templated transcription
Molecular function (GO): DNA-binding transcription factor activity; sequence-specific DNA binding
Source: RefSeq, a predicted model, not a curated record
CCAAGUAAUGUUUCCUUACUAGACGCCACUUUUGUAACUCUCCAUUUGGGAAGUAAAAUGCUUUUGGCCAACUCAACUUUAUAUAUAUAUAUAUAUAUAUAUAUAUAUAUAUAUAUAUAUAUAUAUAUAUAUUUCGAUUUACUUAUACUUAAAAAAAAGUCAUUCAAAUCCGAAACCUUUUAGUCAUUCACACCCUAGAACCAUUUCAUUCAACCUUUUGAUUUUUAUAAAGUUUUGUUUAUAAAAGUCAGAUUCUAAAAUGCCAUUUUUACUGUAAGACAUAUUAAAUAAUAUAUAUUUUCAAACGGCAUAAAUACGAGAAGACCCAAAAGUCUUAACACCGAAACGUAGACCGACUAAAAAAUCAUAAACGCAAAAAGUUCGUUUUCUUUUCUUUCUUUCAUCUUCUUCAAGCUCUUCUCUUGUUCUUCGUUUUCUCUUCAAUUUUUUGGGUUUUGAAUCUUUAUUUUUCAUCAUGUCUAAUGAAACCAAAGAUCUUAACAACUAUCACUAUACUUCAUCGUAUAAUCAUUACAACAACAUCAACAACCAAAAUAUUUUGAAUCUCCCUUACGUUUCUGGUCCAUCCACUUAUAAUGCAAACAUGAUCUCAUCACAAAUCGGCUACGAUCUACAGUUGAGUCCUCAAGGAGUUUACGAAUCGGGUUUCGAGCUCUCGCCAUCUUCCACCGAGUUUUUUAAUCCUUCGUUUGAUCAACAAAAUGAUUUUCACAAUGCGUUCAAUUAUAACACUAGUAACAAGAGUCAAGAAGUUGUUGGUAGCGGUGGUGCAAUCAUCGAGAGUGAAACUAGGAUUUCUGCAUCUCCUUCGAGUGAGGCCGAUCAUCAUCACGAUGAAGAUUCCGGCAAGAGCCUGGGGGAAAGAGAAGCUGACGAUGGAGGAAAAUAUGAUCAACGUGCUCAGAAAGUAGUUAAAACAAAGAAGAAAGAGGAGAAGAAGCAAAGAGAGCCACGAGUUUCGUUCGUGACCAAGACCGAAGUUGAACAUCUCGAAGACGGCUAUCGUUGGAGGAAGUACGGCCAAAAAGCAGUCAAAAACAGUCCUUAUCCGAGGAGUUACUACAGAUGCACGACGCAAAAGUGCAACGUGAAGAAGAGAGUUGAAAGAUCGUACCAAGAUCCAACUGUCGUAAUCACAACAUAUGAAAGUCAACACAACCACCCGAUCCCGACCAGUCGCCGUUCCGCAUUGUUCUCUGGACCCGCCACGUCUAAUUAUAACUCUCCAGUUUCUGAUUUCAUCAUCAAUACUCCAAGAAGCUUCUCAAAUGAUGAUCUCCUCCGAGUGCCAUACGCUGCUGUGAAUGUAAACGCUAAUUAUCAGCAACAACAAAACCAAGAGUUUCAGAAUGACUAUGAGCUUUUGAAGGAUAUGUUUCCUUCAGUUUUCUUCAAGCAAGAACCUUAAAGAUAUAGUUGUACCAUUAUAUAGAAGCAAUAUGGAAUGCAUGAUAAGUGAUGGUGUUAUGUAACUUUGCAUGCAUAUAUGUAUACUUUUGAGACCAUAGGAUAUAAUUAAUGUUUAAUUGUUAGUCAUGGAUAUGGAGUCUCUUUAGAGCUAUUAAAAUAAACUUCUUUGAAUCCUCUAUAUAUUAAAAGAGAAGCAGUAUAACAUCUGAAGCAGUCAUGUGUCAUCACCACAGUGAGUUUUAGAAUCCUUGGAAAAAUAAAUUGAUCAAUCUUAAUAUAUAAUAAACUUUUUAUUAAACGAAUCAUAAAUUCAUUAUUAAUAGUUUUCAUUCAUUCAUUAAAUAAAAAUUACGGAAUUGCCUAAUGUGCUAAAAUAUAUAUAAAAAUUAAUGUUUUUGAAUAAUAAAGAUUUGAUCAAAUUUAGUGUAUUCUCUUUCAUAUUUGUUAUAGUUUAAAU